Molecule: messenger RNA, 2896 nt
Organism: Kickxella alabastrina
Lineage: Eukaryota; Fungi; Kickxellomycota; Kickxellomycetes; Kickxellales; Kickxellaceae
Product: kinase-like domain-containing protein
Exons: 1
Coding region: 173-2773 (866 amino acids)
Biological process (GO): protein phosphorylation
Molecular function (GO): ATP binding; protein serine/threonine kinase activity
Source: RefSeq, a predicted model, not a curated record
UUUUUUAUUUACACCUUUUAUAGAUUUUAUCCUCGUAUUCUUUUCUCUUCUCUUUCGCUGCCGCCGCCGCAUUAUUUACUUUAUUAUUUUUAUUCUAUAUACCAUUGCAUUUACCUUAUAUAUUCCUCAAUUCAUAUUACUCUCACCAACGCACUCGCAAAAAUAUAAAAAAAUGGGCAACGCCAUGGGAAAACAGCAGUCGGAGCAGGGACUCGGGCUUCACAAGUUUCGGCUACUGCGAGUCAUUGGCCGUGGGUCUUUCGGAAAAGUACGCAUAGUUGAGCACCGGGAAACGGGCAAGGCUUACGCCCUCAAAUACAUCAACAAGGCAACCUGCAUCAAUAUGAAGUCUCACCAUAACACAAUCCGCGAGCGCGACAUGCUUGAGGAAAUAGACCACCCGUUUAUAGUCAACCUGCGCUUCUCGUUCCAGGACGAGUUCACCAUGUAUGUGGUCAUGGACCUGAUGAUUGGCGGCGACCUGCGGUUCCAUAUGCUGCGCCGCCGCUUUGUCGAGGGCGUUGUCAAGUUCUGGAUGGCUGAGCUGGUCUGUGCCAUUAACCACCUGCAUCGGAAUCACCACAUUGUGCAUCGCGAUAUCAAGCCGGACAACAUUCUGAUUGAUGACCGCGGCCACGCAGCCCUGACUGACUUUAACAUUGCCACCCGAAUAAAGGGCACGGUGCCGCACUACUCGGUUGCCGGCACCGCCAACUACAUGGCUCCUGAGGUCGUCGGGGGCACAGGGUACACAUACUCGGUUGACUGGUGGUCGCUCGGCGUUGUCAUGUACGAGUGCAUCUACGGAAAGCGGCCAUUCCGCCACAAGAAGAGCAACGAGGAGCUGAAGCUCGCCCUGCUGUACGAGGAGAUCCAGUUCCCCAUUGUCGCCGACGUGCAGAUCAGCUACGAUUGCAUUUCGGCUAUGCGUGGCUUCUUGAACAAGGAACCGAACGAGCGCCUUGGCUGCGGGCCUGGUGGCUUUGAGGCGAUCAAGAACCACCCGUUUUUCUCGUCCAUCAACUGGACGCUGCUCGAGGCCAAGCAGCUCGACCCGCCCUUUGCGCCGAGUAACAGCCAGUCCAACUUUGACAUCUCGAUCGAUCUCGAGGAGAUGCUGUUGGAGCCCGAGCCGCUCGAUCCGCGAAAGCGCAGCGCCAUGAAGAAGCACAAGACCCCACCGGAACACAGCACUCCCGAGUACUUUGACAUUGAGGAAAACUUUUCGGCAUUUGACUAUAUUGAGUACGAUCGAUUCAAGAGCUACAUUGUCGCGCACGGCUCGAUUGACACUUUUGCCGUCGAUGCCGCUCGCGCGAUGGCCUCGGUCAACCAGCGCACCAGCGCGUCAACAGAGAACGGCUCUGCUCCGCCGCCGCUCUCACAGCUCAAACUGAAUGGCCGCUCAAUAAUAAAUCUUGACCCGAGGGCCGCGACACCGACGCCCACGGCCUCGAUAAGCGGAACGCGCACUCGCAGCCGCAACUCUACUGUCACACAGAUGGCUCCGCCCAAUCACUCGCGUUGUGCCAGCAGGGAUGUGAACAACGCGCAGCAGCCACAGCUCUCGCCGAGCGCCAUGCAGUCGCGGUACACCACACAGAGCAACUCCAGCACUAGCAUUCUGACAACCAUAACAUCGCUGCCAACUGCGAACCAACAGACUACACACUCGCCCACGUCGGCAGCGCUGCUGACCGCGAUGACCACGACCAAUGCACCGGGCACUCUAGAGCCCCCAAGCUCUGUGCCCAUUGACAUCCUGACGUGGAAUCAGCUGCUGCCAGAGCAGCGGUUAUUGGCCCAUCGCUACUGCGUGAAGAUGGCCCACGACCACCGACGCCUGGUCACCAUAUCUGAGCGCAAGGCCCGAGGAAUCGCCGGGUCCCAGUUGACCAUGUCUCCCAUGCUGCGCACGGCUGUAAAUACAACCGUGCCUGGCCACCGCUACACUCCUUCGGGAUCCGUGCUGCUGUCGCAGAACGCGUCAAAAUCGCGUGUGCCGAUGUUUUCACAGAGCAUCCAGCCCACAGUCAACGAAACAGAAUACUCUUGCAGAAGCGAAGUUGUUGCGGACACGCCGACUAUCUCGGACACGCCGAAUGUUUUGAACAGAGCGGCUGUCCCAGACAAAGUAGUUGUCACAGACACCAUGGCCGCUGCAGAUACAGUCUCCCUUGCAGAACCGAGUGUGCGCACUAUCGCCAAGGCAGCAGAGACCAGCGGCGUUCUGCUGACGUCCAACGAGAAGCGCAAGAGCCUGAUGAAGCGCCAGCACAGUGUUGACAACCUGUCUUUGGCCAAAUCCGGGCUGCCGCGGAAAAACGGCGGCAAAGCAGGGCCGCAGCGCAUAAUAAUUAAGUACGCACAGCAGGGCCAGCAGCAGCAGUACCAGGAGCUCGAUAUGUGCUUCUCUAGUUCGUCGAUCACUUCCAUGCAGUUUCCGCCGUUACCCGAGAUGAUGAAAACUAGCAACUCUACUAUUAAUUGCUCUACUAGCCAUGCUGCAUAUGCCAGCCCUGUAGACCAGAGCGAGCUUUAUCUCUAUCAGCCCUUGCCGCCGCCACCAUUGAUGUCGCCGCCACCGAUGCCCGCCAUGCCGCUUCCCGACACGCCACUGACCUCUUCAGCCUUGGUGUUGCCCAUGGUGUCGAUGUUGUCGGAUAGCUCUUACAAACUUCACAUGCCCGCACACAUGCUUGACAUCCGAACAGCACCAGCAACAGCACCAAUUUCAUCAUCAUCCUCAUCUUCGCCCUACAACCUCAUAUAACCAGUUUUGUUAAUGCGCAUAGUCAUUACUUUUUAAAAAAUGACAAAAAUUUUACUACUUUAUUUUUAUUUGUGCCGUGGAAGGAUAUCACAUGGGAACUAAUAUACAAUAUUGAUAUUUUGC